CGCGCGCGCGCGCGCGCGAGGGCGGGAAUCCUAGAAGGGCCGCGGGCGGUGGCUGUGACAGUUGCGGUCGCCGCGCGAGGACUGGCGGAGCCGUGCGCUGAGGUGAAGGUCUGAAGGAAAGAAGCGUUGUUGCUGGGUCGGCUGCGAGCGCGAUGCAGACGCUGAAGCAGAAGCAUCGCCCCUUCUGCUUCAGCGUGAAAGGCCAAGUGAAGAUGCUGCGGCUGGCACUAACUGUGACAUCUAUGGCUUUUUUUAUCAUUGCACAAGCCCCUGAACCGUACAUUGUCAUCACUGGAUUUGAAGUCGCUGUUAUUUUCUUUUUCAUAAUUUUAUAUAUGCUGAGACUGGAUCGAUUAAUAGACUGUUUGUUUUGGCCUUUGCUUGAUAUUAUCAACUCAAUGGUAACAGCAAUAUUCAUGAUAAUCAUAUCUGUGUUGGCACUGAUACCAGAAACUACAACAUUUAUAGUCCUUGGAGGGGGCUAGACUAGACUGAGAAAAGCUACUGGAAUCCGUUACACUUAGCUCUGAGAAACCUGAUGUCAAGCAAAAAGCCACGGAUGACUUUCACAGCACUUCCUUUUAAAGAAAAGGAUACAUACCACUUGUUAAGGUGAGACAGACUGCUCUGAACUCAGUUAUUUUUUGUCCAGAUCCUUCUUCAGAUGGAAUGUAAUACAAAAUGUCUCAUGAUAAGGUUGGAAGAAGCCUUAUAUUAUUUUGAACAUUGCUUGAAGAGAAGCAAGCCAGCUUAAUCAGACUUGAUCCUGGAAGGCAAGCCAAAAUAAAAAAGAGUAAAAUAAUAUGGUUUUAGUUCCAUCUGAUACUCUUCUGAGAUUUCUUAUAGGAGGUUCAAAAUCAUUUGGCUUUCCUAGACUCUGAUCUAAAGAUGUGAAUUAGGAACUUCUUAUAUAAACCUCCAUCCUACUUCUUUGUCUUUCCAUGGUAUGGGCCACUGGGAGAACCAACCAUUCUCAGCCAGCCAUGUAUGUCAGAAUCCAUAGUUUUUCAUCUCCUUCCUAAGCCCUAAGCAACUUCAUAGGGAUAAGAAUUAUUCUAGAAAUGAGAUAGUGCUGUAAUAGCAAUUUUCCCCAGUUGUCUUUAAUCUUAUCCCUCUACUAUGGAGAAAGAGGGACAGGGCAUAGAAUUUACAGUUAACCCUUUACAACGUUGACCUCCCACACAGUUGAAACUUCUUAAACUUUGACUUCUCAAGAACUUAACUACUAAUAGCCUACUGUUGCCAGAAGUACCGAUAACAUAAACAGUUAACACAUAUUUUCUGUAUCAUAUGUAUUAUAUACUGUAUCUUACAAUAAAGUGAGAAAAGAAAAUGUUUUUAAGAAAAUCAUAGGAGAAAUUACAUUUAUAGUACUCUACUACAUCAAAAAAAAUCCGUACAUAAGUGACCUAUGCAGUUCAAACCCAUGUUGUUCAAAGGUCAAGUGUACUUUCAUUCACUUAUUUUAUUCAUUCACUGAUUCAUUUCUUUUAAAAGGUGCACUUUGCAGGGGGUGCCUGCGUGGCU
Molecule: messenger RNA, 1527 nt
Organism: Felis catus (domestic cat)
Lineage: Eukaryota; Metazoa; Chordata; Mammalia; Carnivora; Felidae
Product: chemokine-like factor
Exons: 4
Coding region: 153-485 (110 amino acids)
Cellular component (GO): membrane
Source: RefSeq, a predicted model, not a curated record